UUAGAAUCUGUCACCCAGACUUUCUCUUCCCUUCCUCUCCCAACAGCCGAUCCCUACAGCUGCAUAGCAUGCAUAGCAUGCCAAAAGGAUGAGUGGGCCAGGAUUGGCAGUACCUCAUGCACUAAGCACUCUAUAGAGUAUCUGCAUUCUGAUGCUCCGUUGGCCAUUUUUCUGAUGUUCGAGGCCAGCUCCAUCAUCCUCAUCUCAAUGGCCAUCUUGGUUCUGUUCCUUUGUAAGAAUGACACCCCUGUGGUAAAGUCAGCCGGUGGGAGGCUCUGCUUCCUCAUGUUGUGUUGCUUGUCCAUGUCCUCCAUCAGUGUCUUCUUCCACAUCGGCAAACCCACAGAGGCCAUCUGCACCUUACGCAAUUCUGUGUUUGUAGUCUUCUAUCUGGCCUGCCUGUCCUGUCUUGCUGUUUGCUCCUUCCAGAUUGUCUGUAUCUUCAAAAUGGCCGCCAAACUGCCCAAAGCGUAUGAUUUCUGGGUCAAGCAUGGGGGUCAGUGGAUCACUAUUAUCACAACCACUGUCAUAAUGCUGUUUCUGUGCAUUUUGUGGAUAGCCAUUGAAGGACCCAAGCCCAAUCAGAUAACAUUGUAUAGCGAGGUAAUUUUGGAUCGCACAUAUGGAGUCAUCCCCAUCUUUUAUGUGAUAGUACUGUUUGCCGCUUUGCUGGGUAUUGCAUGCUUUAGUUUUGCCUACAUGGGAACUGACCUGCCCAAAAACUACAACGAGGGUAAAUCUAUCACUUUCAGCUUGCUUAUCUUCUUCAUCUCUUGGGUCAUCUCUCUGACGGUGCACCUGUCUACCAAAGGAAAGCACACACUCUCCGUCACUCCUUGCUCUGUGCUGUGCAGUCUGUAUGGUAUACUCUUUGGUUACUUCCUCCCUAAAUGCAAUAUCAUUAUCAUUACACCUGAGCGUAAUACAGCAGCCUAUUUUCAAACUGCAAUCCAGAGUUACACACUUCAACCUAGAUAAUGUACAUAUGUUGAGACAUAUUGUUGUGUGGCACUAGAACUGCCACUAUUGUGUUCUGUGAUGUUUCUUUUCAGUCAAUAUCUAUAUUUUUUAAUACCAUGCUGUUUCCU
Molecule: messenger RNA, 1088 nt
Organism: Salvelinus fontinalis (brook trout)
Lineage: Eukaryota; Metazoa; Chordata; Actinopteri; Salmoniformes; Salmonidae
Product: taste receptor type 1 member 1-like
Exons: 1
Biological process (GO): G protein-coupled receptor signaling pathway
Cellular component (GO): membrane
Molecular function (GO): G protein-coupled receptor activity
Source: RefSeq, a predicted model, not a curated record